AUGCAACUUCCUGGCUUUGUCCAAGAGCCGGCCGUCCAACUGAUAGGAGAUAAAUGUUAUACCUCACUAGUCGAACAGUUUAAUGUUGGCGACGUCGACUGUAUGAAACUUGUUCUCUCAAAAGUACUUGGUCUUGGGAUUGUUGUGGGUGGCUCGCUCUUGAAGUUCCCGCAAAUUGUCAAGAUAAUUUCCAAUGGAUCAGCACAGGGCUUGAGCUUCGAGAGUUAUGUACUAGAAACGGCCGCAUACGCUAUCAGUGUUGCAUACAACUACAGACAACAGAAUCCCUUUAGUACUUUUGGGGAAAGUGUCUUUCUGACAAUUCAGGACAUUAUUAUCUUACUACUGAUAUUAAACUAUCGCAAGAGUCCAAGGUUACUGUUUGCUGCUGGACUGAUUAUUGUCACUUUAAGUUAUGUUCUCAGUAACGCAUCCAUAGUCAAUGACACAAUGAUAGCAUGGUUACAAGUAGCAGCUAUUCCAACAGGGCUUGUAUCAAAAAUUCCUCAAAUCUACACAAAUUAUGUUAAUGGGAGUACUGGACAGUUAUCGGCACUUGCUGUAUUUGGGUAUAUGGCAGGAUCUUUGGCAAGAAUAUUUACUACCAUUACCGAAGUGGAUGACCUGAUUAUCUUGACAGGAUUUUUGCUGUCUACGGCGUUGAACGCUAUUUUGACACUUCAAAUGAUUAUAUAUUGGCAUUCCGAUAAGCUGUCUCCGAAGAAAGAGGAGUGA
This is a messenger RNA of Paraglomus occultum, 735 nucleotides long. NCBI's taxonomy places the organism in Eukaryota, Fungi, Glomeromycota, Glomeromycetes, Paraglomerales, Paraglomeraceae. The record is from the annotation of a GenBank genome assembly.